CUGUCGCACCGGGCAUGCUCAGUGGCGCGUCCGGCUGGGUGGCCCCGAGAGCUGCACCCGGAUCUGUUCGGCGGCGGCGGCGACGUGAGCGCGCAGGGGGGCGGCGGCCUCGCCUUGUCUCUCUCUUCACGCCGGGGUCGGGUGAGUGACGCCAAGCGCCAGAGAGAUGUCGGAUUUCGACAGUAACCCAUUUGCGGACCCGGAUCUCAACAACCCCUUCAAGGAUCCAUCAGUUACACAGGUGACAAGAAAUGUUCCACCAGGACUUGAUGAAUAUAAUCCAUUCUCGGAUUCUAGAACACCUCCACCCGGCAGUGUGAAGAUGCCUAAUGUACCCAAUACACAACCAGCAAUAAUGAAACCAACAGAGGAACAUCCAGCUUAUACACAGAUUGCAAAGGAACAUGCCUUGGCCCAAGCUGAACUUCUUAAGCGCCAGGAAGAACUAGAAAGAAAAGCUGCAGAAUUAGAUCGUCGAGAACGAGAAAUGCAAAACCUCAGUCAACAUGGUAGAAAAAAUAAUUGGCCACCUCUUCCUGGAAAUUUUCCUGUGGGACCUUGUUUCUAUCAAGAUUUUUCAGUAGACAUUCCUGUAGAAUUCCAAAAGACAGUAAAGCUUAUGUACUACUUGUGGAUGUUCCAUGCCGUAACACUGUUUCUAAAUAUCUUCGGAUGCACAGCUUGGUUUUGUGUUGAUUCUUCAAGAGGGGUUGAUUUUGGAUUGAGUAUCCUGUGGUUCUUGCUGUUUACUCCUUGUUCAUUUGUCUGUUGGUACAGACCACUUUACGGAGCUUUCAGGAGUGACAGUUCAUUCAGAUUCUUUGUGUUCUUCUUCGUAUAUAUUUGUCAGUUUGCUGUGCAUGUACUCCAGGCUGCAGGAUUUCACAAUUGGGGCAAUUGUGGCUGGAUUUCAUCCCUUACUGGUCUCAACCGAAAUAUUCCUGUUGGAAUCAUGAUGAUCAUCAUAGCAGCACUUUUCACAGCAUCCGCAGUCAUCUCACUAGUUAUGUUUAAAAAAGUACAUGGACUAUAUCGCACAACAGGUGCUAGUUUUGAGAAGGCCCAACAAGAGUUUGCAACAGGUGUUAUGUCCAACAAAACUGUCCAGACUGCAGCCGCAAAUGCAGCUUCAACUGCAGCAACCAGCGCAGCUCAGAAUGCUUUCAAGGGUAACCAGAUCUAGAGUCAUCAGACAGUCCACUGUUACUUUCUGACUGUAUUUCUUCUCCAGUUACUGUAUUCUACAGAUAUUUUUAUGUUCAAAAUACACAGUACACACAGCAUGGAUAUUUCCUGUUCACGUGUGCAUGGGCUAAAAUCGGAAAAACUUACUUAUUACUUAAUAGUUUCUUAAUAUUUCAGUGCCCCUUGCAGAAAAAAAUAUUACAUGCUAAAUAUUCUCCAUAUUUUUUGGGGGAUGAUGUUCAGAGAAUUAUUUCAGUGGUGACACACUGAAAUUAACAUGGUACUUAUGAUUAAAAAUGCAUUUAAUACUAACUGCGGUAGUUUUCAAGAAUCUUUAGAGAUAAGGAUUAUACAUUGGAACAGUAAAGCUAUGUUUUUCCCCUAUUUAUAAAAUAUUGAAAGAAAUAGGCCAUCAGGUACUUAAGGAUUUUUAAAUUGGCUUGCUUUUUAGCAGUUUCAGUCACCAGUGAAAAGCCUACGUGCAUUUUGUAGUAGAUAAUGUGAAUUUUAUCUUCUUUUUAUGUUCUUUUUUUAGAGUAGUUGAUAUUUUGAUAACAAUCUCUGAUCUUGCAUGAGUACCACAUUUCUAAAAAGAGUUAGUAUUGGGGGCUCUGUACUGCCUAUGGUUAUGGGAUUCAGAAGUUCAUGGAAUCAUAGAAAUGAUUUUCUGUAAUAGUUUCUUUUAAAUUAGAAUUUAUUGGGGUACAAUAUGAGAAUUCAACAUAAUACGCAGUGCGUUAUCCAAAACAGAUGGUAGUUACCUGAUGCAGUAGAAUGUAGUGGUGAUAAUUCCUUUUUCUUUUUAAGUUUUGGUAUUCAUAUAGUAAAAUUUUACUGUAUGGAAACUUUGGUAUAUUCUGUGGCUACUCUUUCAUUGAACUAAGAUUGUGUUUGACAGCUCUUUUUAGAGAUAUGUGUGUGUGUGUAAUUUUUAAUAGAGGUUAAAAGGCUAGCUUAACCUUUGUCUAAAAAGAACGUACAGUGUUGAACGGAUUUUUCUUUUAGCCUUUCAUCUCUAAAAAUAAAAAGACCCUGGCAUUUUUCAUAUACUUGAAUCUCUAAGUCUUUCACUUUUUGAGACAGACUGAAUACAUCUAAAAUUUUCAGCAAUAGAAAAAAUAACGUUUAACUUGCACUAAGCAAGAAAAUACAAGUCAGUUAAAAGCAUUAAAUGCAGUUGUUACUAUGCAGCACCCAACUUCAUUCUUAUAGUAUAUUUGGGUCAAACUUAGAAUUGUUUUUAAUGGUGAUUAAAUGACUCCAAGUCCUUAGUAACUCAUGCUACUCUGUUUUGAAAGUCUUUAAUUUAAGAUUGCAGAAUGAUAACCAAUGAUUACUUGAUUUUAAGAAAAGAUUAUAUUAUUUGAGAUUGUAAAUCAUAUUUUAAAAAAAUAUAUGGGUAUAAAUGGUUAAAUCACUUUCAUUCUCCCCUAAUCUGGAGUUUAAGUAAAUUUCACACCAGGAGGUUGGAUGCCAACUUCUCACUACUUACAAAGAAGCUCUGUCUGUUACUAGGUAACACAGAUCCACCCAGAUGGUGUUUACAUUUGAUUUAUUUGGACCUUUAUUGAAAUGAAAUGUAAUGGGAGAAGAUAUUUCUUUUUUUUCUUCAGAGUAUGCAUUUAAUGCUGUUCUUGCGACUAUUUCUCAUCAGUGAUAAUUUCCACUUACAUUUUCAAUCAGCUAAGCCACUUCAAGUUUUUCAGAGCCUGUACUUUUAUUGAAAAUCUUUUUGAUCACAUGCUUUAUUGAGCGUGGAUUUUACACACCUUCAAAACGUGAACCACAAAAUAAAAGAACACUUAAACCCACCAUUAACUUAUGUCCCAAGCCCAUUUUUAGUUUUUUUAAACUACAAAUAAAAGAUAUAUUAGAGACUUUUGACAACUACUGAGAUACUUUCCUUCAGAAUUAGUGUUUCUAUUAUAUAGAAAUCCCCAAAGUUAGCAUUACUAAAUAGCAAAGAAUAAUUACAACUCAACAGUAUUUUUCCCCCUGUGGAUGGAGAAAAUGUUUUAAAAUCCAGUUAUUUGGGUUAAUACGUGUUUGAGAGGGAAAAUUAUGUUUUUUAAAAACAUAUGUGUGCAUUAACAUGCCAAUGCUUACAGUUUCAUCAGGUAUGAGCGGAUCUUUAAAUUCUUAUAUUCACUAUUACUAAUGAUAAUCAGUAAAUAUUUACAUUUUUACUCAGUAAAAGAUUGGCAUUCGUUAGUGUUUUAUAUUUAAGACUAAAAUUGCAGUUAUGACAUGGUCUUCCUUGUGUCAUUUUUCAGUUUGCAAUAUUAAAAACAUGGCUGUUUUAUUUCAAGCCAUAGUUUGAACACUGGAAAAUCAUUGCUCAGUGAUUUGUAAUUUGGAACUUGGAUUAUUUAUCUAGGAAUGUUUGUAUAUUUUUGUCAGUGAGUGAUAUUGUGCUGCCGUCAUGGUGACUGUCACAGUUCUGUAUAAAUGCUCUCCAUCUGUCCCUCUACUGUUGCAUGUUCUCAGUGGGUUGGAAGUUUUGUAUAUUUAUUGUAUUAUCACAGAGUGUCAUAAAAUAAAAUUCUGUUUACUGGA
Nycticebus coucang (slow loris) is the source of this 3741-nucleotide messenger RNA. RefSeq names its product secretory carrier membrane protein 1 (gene SCAMP1). The transcript has 9 exons. Gene Ontology annotation, biological process: protein transport. The record is from RefSeq and is a predicted model, not a curated record. Bases 167 to 1183 code for a protein of 338 amino acids. NCBI's taxonomy places the organism in Eukaryota, Metazoa, Chordata, Mammalia, Primates, Lorisidae. Gene Ontology annotation, cellular component: recycling endosome membrane; trans-Golgi network membrane.